Molecule: messenger RNA, 705 nt
Organism: Scheffersomyces coipomensis
Lineage: Eukaryota; Fungi; Ascomycota; Pichiomycetes; Serinales; Debaryomycetaceae
Exons: 1
Coding region: 1-705 (234 amino acids)
Source: RefSeq, a predicted model, not a curated record
AUGAUUAAAACUGUUGCGAAAUAUCUAUUCAUUGCAUUCCUUAUAUCUACCCACAAGACUUUACCGUUUGCUUAUUGUGUUCGAUUCUACUAUCAAGUAUUCAGACAAUGGUACUUGACAAGAUCAUCAUACAUAUCAAAUGGGAAAAAGAAUACUAAUCAUUUACCAAAGGGUAUAUUCUCAUGGGUAACUCUUGAUACUAGAGUUUCACCUUUGGAAUUGGAUAUGUAUUUACAUAAAUCAAAUUCAACUUACUUUUUAGAUUUAGAUAUAGCUAGAACUAAAUUACUUACAAAAGUAUUCCAAAAUACUUGGUGGAAUCAUUAUGAUAAUAUUUAUAAUGAAUAUAAAUCGGUCAGUUUUGGUAAUAUCCCUUAUGCCCCAAUUGCAACUGUUAAAUGUUUCUUUAAAAAGGAAUUGAAAUUAUAUCAACCUUUCCAAAUCAAAUCAAGAGUUUUCGCUUGGGAUUCAAAAUGGUUAUUUGUCAUUUCAAAGUUCAUUACUACUUAUAAAGGGGAAGAAAAGAUUCAUGCUAUUGCCUUGACUAAGUAUGUAUUCAAAAAGAAUGGUAGAAUUACCAUAAAACCUACAGAAAUGAUCAAAGAAGGUGGUUUCCUUAAUGAUGAUGUGUUAAAGCAAAACAAUAUAAAUUAUCAAUUGGUAACCCACUUAGUAUCAACUGAAAACUUAGAAGAAUUAUUAUAG